Messenger RNA from Chanos chanos (milkfish), 1608 nucleotides. It is a transcript of the gene kcnj4, whose product is annotated as potassium inwardly rectifying channel subfamily J member 4. Gene Ontology annotation, cellular component: plasma membrane. Gene Ontology annotation, molecular function: inward rectifier potassium channel activity. The record is from RefSeq and is a predicted model, not a curated record. Lineage: Eukaryota; Metazoa; Chordata; Actinopteri; Gonorynchiformes; Chanidae. Bases 1 to 1608 code for a protein of 535 amino acids. The transcript has 2 exons. Gene Ontology annotation, biological process: regulation of monoatomic ion transmembrane transport; potassium ion import across plasma membrane.
AUGGGGUCAGCUCGAGCCACCAGGUACAGUAUCGUCUCACCAGAUGAGGAGGGCCUCAAAAUUUCUACCCUUGGACUCCACAACGGGCAUGGCUCCCCCAAUCGCCAGCUGUACUCCCCAAGCAGUUCAGGGGUCGGGGGCAGGACUGGGGGUCUGCUGGGUCGAGGAAUGGACAAUUACAAUGGUAGGAUUUCCACCACGGGCCCGGGUCAGCUGAGAAGCCGCUUUGUCAAGAAGAAUGGCCAGUGUAAUGUGGAAUUCUCCAACAUGGAGGACAAACCCCGCCGCUACCUGGCCGACAUUUUCACUACCUGCGUAGACAUCCGUUGGAGGUAUCUGCUGCUCAUCUUCUGCAGCACCUUCCUAAUCUCUUGGCUGAUUUUUGGGAUAAUAUUCUAUUCUGUAUCCCUCGCUCACGGGGACUUCGAUGACCACCGGGGAGCAAGUUCCACCUCUGGUGGCUUGGCUGGUGGGCCAGGUGUGUUCUCAGGUGAAGGAGAACAGAAAAAAUGGAAACCCUGCAUUCUGCAUGUGGAAGGUUUCCUAGGUGCAUUUCUGUUUUCUAUUGAGACCCAAACCACCAUUGGUUACGGCUGGCGAUGCGUCACAGAGGAAUGCCCAGUUGCAGUGGUGACUGUGGUGGUCCAGUCCAUCGUUGGCUGCAUCAUUGACUCCUUUAUGAUCGGCACUAUCAUGGCCAAGAUGGCAAGGCCAAAAAAACGUAACCAGACCUUGCUGUUCUCCCAGAAUGCAGUGAUUGCCCUGCGCGAUGGGAAGCUUUGCCUCAUGUGGCGCGUUGGCAACUUGCGUAGGAGCCACAUCGUGGAAGCUCACGUCCGAGCCCAGCUCAUCCGACCCUACAUCACCGCAGAGGGAGAGUUCAUCCCGCUGGAGCAGACGGAUCUAAACGUGGGUUAUGACGAGGGUAUUGACAGGCUCUUCCUGGUGUCUCCUCUCAUCAUAGUCCAUGAAAUCGAUGAAGACAGUCCGCUCUACGGCAUGAGCCGGGCUGACCUGGAGAUGGAUGAUUUCGAGAUCGUGGUGAUCCUGGAAGGCAUGGUGGAGGCGACGGCCAUGACCACUCAGGCACGCAGCUCCUACCUGGCCAGGGAGAUCCUCUGGGGUCACAGGUUCGAGCCGGUGAUCUACGAGGACCGUGACCGCUAUCAGGUAGACUACGGUCGCUUCCACAAGACCUACGAAGUACCGACCACGCCCAGCUGCAGCGCAAGAGAACUUAACGAGAGAACCAGCCACCGUUCCUCCGCCUCAUCUCGCUCCGAAUCUCCCAUCAGCCGUUGUCCCAGCCAGCACCUCAUGCCGCCUCACUCUCCGAGUGCUUUCUGCUACGAGAACGAAGUCGCUCUCAGCUGCGGAGAAGAAGAGGUGGAGGACAAAGGCAGGCUGAAAGAAAUGGAUAAUGAUCCAUCCCGGCAUAUGAUUGGCCUUGCUACGGACUUCCAGAAGAUGUUCCAAGACACAGCGACCAUGACGUCAGGGAGCAACAUGCUGUGUGUUUUGGACAUGGACAAUCAGAUGGAAUUCGACAUCUUGCAGACUACGAUUCCUCUUGACCCGAUUACGUACAAGAGCGAGUCAGAAAUCUGA